Messenger RNA from Meloidogyne enterolobii, 597 nucleotides. Lineage: Eukaryota; Metazoa; Nematoda; Chromadorea; Rhabditida; Meloidogynidae. The record is from the annotation of a GenBank genome assembly.
AUGCAUUUAAAAUUUGCUUUGUUAUUUGUCCUUUUUUUCGUUGGCAUUUAUUGCUUUCGUCAUGUUGGUAAAGUUAAAGCGCCAACCCGAGGAGUUUUGGUUCCAAAAGUUAAGGCAAGCAAGUUUGAUAAAAACAAUGAAAAUGAUAAAAUGAAUAAUGAUGAACUGACCAAGAAGGUUAAAAUAAUUGAGGAAAAAUUUGUUGAAGUUAGCAAUAAGCUAAAUGAAAAGCAAAAAACAAACAUUAAAACAAUGUUGGACAUUGUCAAACGCUUGAUUGAUGGAAAUGUUGAAAAUAUGAGUGAACAGCUCUCGGUCGUUCAAAAUGCGGCUGCAGCACUUUAUGAGACAUUUAUGCCAAAUAAAUUAAAUUAUGAAGCUACGACAAUUAACGAAGAAAAAUUGAACAACCAAACAUUUUUGAACCAGAUUCUUUACAAUCUUUUGAAGGGUGUUGAAGAAGGUAGUGAAGUUGAUAAUGAGACAAUGGCAACUGCAAUCGCUAUUUGGGAGUAUUUCAUUUUUAAAUUUGAAAUUCCAUCAAAUACCGAAUGUAACAGUGACAUGAAUACUAGCGGAAAGAAAAAACGUAAGUAA